GACUGUGUGAAGAAGACAGAGAAGAAACAGUCGAAUAAAUUAAGUUGAGUCCGCCAUCUGCCGAAGCGUUUUGUUCGUUUACAUGAUUCCCAUUAAUGAAAACUCCGUCAUAAUGUUGAUCUGAAAACGUAUUUGAAGAUAUAUCCCGAUGUUGUACAUAGGCGGCUCUUCAUGUAGAUGUAAUAUCUUUAUCGCUUUUGCCUCCCGGGGAAGCGUUUCGUGGAUACCAAAGAAAGCUUCAAACGCGUUUGAAGCUUUCGAGGUCGUAUUCAUGGAACUAUGAACCUGGACUCCUUGUCUUUUGCCCUGUCACAAAUAACGUAUUUGGUCGCUAAUUUAACCAAGAAGAACUUCAAAUCAAGCUCUCAAGAGUUAUCACAGUUAGUGGGGCUGUAUGGCGUGGAGGCGGACCGACAUCUGCUGCGCUGCCUGUUGUCUCAUGUUGAUUUGAGUGUAGACGGCAGCAAAAGCAAUAACAGUCUCCUGUUGGAGCUCCUCGGCCAGGAGUGCAGUGCUCUGCUCGCCAAACCAUCGCUUGUCUCCAAUAUUUGUUACGCCGUUGACAACCCAUUACACCAUCAAAAGACCCUUAAACCAUCACCUCUGCUCUUUACUCAACUGAGUAAAGUUCUAAAGCUCAAUCCUGUUCAAGAAGUUGUCUUUGGUUUGGCUCUUACUCAUUCAGCUAAUCCAGACACUCAAAACUUUGCCACUCAAUUUGUAAAUCAGAAACUUACGGAAUUAAUCAGAUCCUAUAUUGACCUCGAUUCUAGUAGGGGCCAUCACGAAGGAGGUUUGCAUGAUUCCACACCUGAAGUUCUCCAUUUGAUUUUAAGCAGUGUGUUUUGUGACCCAGGCAAUCAAUUUGGUGUAACAUCAGAAACUAAAGAAUCAUUCUUAAAAAAUCUUCGCAGAGACUUUCCACGUGAGUUGGUACCUGUUGUACUAGCUCCGUUACUCUUCCCAAAUAAACCUGAUUUGCCUAUGGACAAACUAAAUCAAGACAGCACAGCCAUGGCAAACUCUCAGCAACUCGCCGACAUGAUUAUGGAGAUGGGCUAUAACUUCACCUCCUCAUUUGAACAAUGUCGCAAUGCAUUGGGCUCACUUUCACUUGGUGGACGCGACAUACCUGCGGGUGCUGUGGCCCGUAUUCUUUCCAUGAUGGCCAGAACUCACAGUGGACUCGAUGAUCAGGUCUCUCUACAGAGCCUGAAUUCAUCCAAUUUCUGGGGUGGAAGUGAGUCAGGUGUCAAAGAUAAAGGUGGAGGGGUUAAUGAUCCAUCACAUCCCACAACAUGGAAUAUUGAAGUUUUCAUCCAAACCCUGAAGGAACUUGUUCCAAAUAUAGUUUGGAAUGAUGUUGUUACCCAACUUGAUCAUCCUGACUUCAUCAUCAAGGACCGUAUGGGCCUCAACCUUCUCACCAGUGCUCUACUGAUGGGAUGGCAAAGCCAAGGAUCACAUCAUGAGCUCUUCCCUGUUGAUUUCCUGUAUCGUAGGGUGUGGAGAAACACAGAAGGGCAAUUCUCUUUGCUCCAGCAAAUUCUCAAAAAUCCAGAUAUAUUUUGCAUAACUGAUUAUCCAUUCCACUCAGCUCCUGUUGAUGUUCUAAAGGCACCACCAGAAAGUGACAACAAAGAGAUAGCAACCUGGCGAUGUGUUGACUUGGUAGAAACAUUGUUACUACUGGCUGAUCGAGGUCUCUAUGCUCAGGUUCAGGAACUCUUUAAUGUGCCAAUUACAUUGUGCCCAGAUGUUCUCGUAUUAGUUUUACUGAACAUCAGCUCACCAGUCACAAUACUCCGUCAAGAACUCUUCAAAACCCUCAUUCCUAUUUUCCUCAGCAACCAUCCAAACUCUGCUAUUAUACUGCACAAUGCCUGGCACAGCCAGAUGAUUUCAAUCAAACCCAUAAUAAUGCAUGCCAUGGCUGAAUGGUACAUGCGGGGUGAUACUGACCAGACAAGAUUGUCACGCAUUUUGGAUGUUGCCCAGGAUCUGAAGGCUCUCACUGUUUUGCUCAAUGCUCAGUCAUUCCUUUUUGUCAUUGACUUGGCCUGUCUAGCCUCUAGACGAGAGUACUUGAAGCUUGAAAAAUGGUUGGCUGACAAAAUUCAUGAUCAUGGUGAGCCCUUUGUGUCUGCUUGUGUCAAGUUUCUCCAGAGGAGAUGCCCUCAGAUCAUGGGUGGGGUAAUCAAGGAUGAAAACAUGCCCAAAUCUGCUCAACUGCCUCAUGAAACACUUGCAGUCAUGCUGAAUUGUCUUCAGGGUUGUACUGGUGGACUAUCUCAGGAGCUUACUGAAGUUAUUAUGACGAUGGUAGCAAACUGCAGCUUGCUUCUGAACAAACCCAGGCAACCUCCACCUGGUCCUGUCCUGCGGUCUCACUCUCAAGCACACCGCUCUGGGCUGGAGCACUCCCUACUCGGUGGACAGGUGUUUCCCAGUUCUCAAGUGUCUGAUCCCAUUGCGUCACUCAGUUCCAGCUUAGUUGGCCUUAAUUUGGGAGGCAUGCCUGGUGGUAUGGGUGGAGUAGGUGGUGUUGGUCCCCCAAGUAGUUCAGCUUUUAACUUGCCAGGUAGCCUAGGUCCUCUUGUCUCAACUCCAGGAUCUCCAUCAAGAUUGUUAGCUCCAUCUGGGCCCACAGGUCCUGGACCUUCGCAAAGCCCAUUUCCUAUGCUCCUCGGUAAUCAACUACAGCAUGUUGGUGGGCCAGUUGGCUCACAGGUACCUACAGGAGCAGCUACAUCAUUGGUUGGAGGCAUGGGAAUGCCUCACUUGGGGUCCCAACAAGUAGACAAAACUCGUCUUGGUGAAAUUUCUCAAAUGUUCCCUGAAAUGUCACCAAAUGUACCCAAGGAGAUUGAGGAUGAAGCCAAUAGUUACUUUCAAAGAAUUUACAACCAUCCUCCUCAUCCAACACUCUCUAUUGAUGAAGUUUUAGAAAUGUUAAAGAAGUUUAAGGACUCAUCAAGCAAGCGUGAGAAGGAAGUUUACUAUUGCAUGAUCCGUAAUUUAUUUGAAGAGUAUCGCUUUUUCCCUCAAUAUCCUGACAAGGAACUCCAUAUAACUGCUCAACUGUUUGGUGGCAUUGUUGAUCGUGAGCUUUGUCCUAACUACUUGGCGAUGGGUUUAGCACUCAGAUCCGUGCUAGAGGCUUUACGCAAGCCGCAUGGAAGCAAGAUGUAUUAUUUUGGCAUUGCAGCCUUGGAUAGGUUCAGAGGAAAACUGAAAGAUUAUCAUAAGUAUUGUGAACAUGUUUCGGCGAUACCUCACUUCAGAGAGUUUCCACCUCAUCUCAUAGAGUAUGUAGAAUUUGGGAAAAAUUCUAUGGAACCUCCACUCCAACCCAGCGGACCUGUUUUACCUGCAUCUUUGGCUGCUCUUGUUGCACCUACACAAACACCAACAACAACAGCCAUGUCUGCGAUUCCUGUUGCAACCAAACCCACACCGUCAACUGGUGGAAUGCCAAGCCGCCCCUCAAUUGCUAAUGCUACAAAUAUUGAUACAUUGCUGGUAGCCACUGAGAAAGAAGACAAAAUCACUGCCCCUCCUGAAGCACUGCAGGACAAAGUUGCUUUUGUUUUCAACAAUUUAAGUCAACUGAACUUAGGAAAGAAAUGCGAAGAAAUAAGAGACUUGGUGACUGAAGAAUAUUGGGCUUGGAUUGCUCAAUAUCUUGUGAUGAAACGUGCCAGCAUAGAACUGAAUUUUCAUGCCCUUUACUCAAACUUUCUUGACACUUUAAAUAUUCCACAGGUGUACACCUUGGUUUUAAGGGAAACAUACAGAAACAUAAGAGUUCUUUUGAGAAGUGAUAAGGGCAUUGCAAACUUUUCUGAUCGUUCCUUACUAAAGAAUCUUGGCCACUGGUUAGGCAUGUUAACGUUAGGCAGAAGCGGACCGAUUUUGCACAUUGAUAUUGAUAUCAAAUCUCUCCUGGCUGAGGCUUAUAAUAAGGGUCAACAAGAGCUUCUUUAUGUUGUACCUUUUGUGGCCAAAGUCUUAGAGGCGUGUGCCAAAAGCAAGGUUUUUAAACCACCUUGUCCAUGGACAAUGGCAAUUAUGAAUGUCCUUGCAGAGCUCCAUCAGGAACCAGACUUAAAGCUUAAUCUGAAGUUUGAAAUAGAAGUUCUUUGUAAAAAUCUUAACAUUGAUGUAGCGGAUUUGAAACCAAGUCAUUAUUUGAAAGAUCCAGCAAGUGUGGAAAAUAUGGAAUAUCAGCUAUCUCAACCAAAGAAGAAAGAUCAGCCUGGUACUACAUCUGUGCCUUCUACACCUCAGACUCCAGGUCCGCACUCUGGACCCUCUGAAGAAAGCAGCCAUGCUGUCCCCACAGCAACAGUUGCUCCAAUGUCAAAUUCCUCAUCCUCAUCAGUUGUUUCUCAUGCAGCAGCUGUAGCUGCUGCUAACCAUGCUGCAGCUGCUGCAGCAGUUGCUGCUGCUACUGCAGGGGCAGAUCUUCGGGCUGUUUCCAUGCUGCCUCCAGCUCCAGUGCCACAGCCCUGUACCUCACCUCCUCCAGGCCUUCCAGCUGGUCCACCUGAACCACGAUUCUCUUACUCGGAUAUCAAUGUGUCUGGAAUUACAAAUAUUGGCAGACACAUCGUCAUUAACAACAAUGUUGCGUUAUUCCAAGCCAAUCCUCAACUCAAGCCUUUUGUCAGACCUGCUGUUGAACGAGCUGUUCAAGAAUGGAUUGCUCCAGUUGUUGACCGUUCAGUAAAGAUAGCUCUUACAACCUCUGAGCAGAUUGUCAAGAAAGACUUUGCUUUGGACCCAGAAGAGUCUCGUAUGCGCAUUGCUGCUCAUCACAUGGUUCGAAACUUGACCGCUGGAAUGGCCAUGAUUACGUGCAGGGAUCAGUUGUUACUGUCAAUUGGAUCCAACUUGAAGACUGCUUUUAGUUCUCACAUGAUAGGUGCAACACAGCAGCAGAAAGACAUGUGUGAACAAGCUGCUCAACAAACUGCCCAAGAUAAUAUGGAAGUUGCAUGUGCAUUUAUCCAGAAGACAGCUAUCGAAAAGGCAAUCCCUGAAAUUGACAAGCACUUAAUGGCAGAGUACGAGCGACGCAAGCACGCACGUAAUGAGGGUCGACGUUAUUGUGACCCUGUUGUUCUUACAUAUCAGGCUGAAAGAAUGCCAGAGCAAAUCCGCCUGAAAGUUGGUGGUGUUACUCAGCAGCAGAUGAGUGUUUAUGAAGAAUUUGCACGGAACAUUCCAGGCUUUGUUCCGAUGACAGAAAGAGAAGCUGCACUGUUUGUACCCAAACCAUUCCCCAAUCCCCUUACUGUUGUUCCUUUCCAGAAUACAGGUCCUGCGCAAAUAGCCUAUGGGGAUGAAAGCAGUGCCAUAUAUGACAAACUAGUUUCAGAACUAGAACAUAAUAUGAAUAGCAUACUCACAUUUGUUCCCACGCAGUUAGCAAACUUGCACAGUUUGAUGGAAACAUUGAUGAUUGCAAGGCGCUCUCCCAGAGAUGCGUUAGCUGCUAUGACACUUUUGCAAAAGACAGUCGAAAGUUUGCUGGAGGGAAUGAGCCAGUUAUCUCAGAUCAUUAAUGAUCCUGAAACAAUGACGAGAUUUAGAGAUACUCAUCUCCGUAUUUUGAAGGGCCUGCAGGAUCAACGCAUGUAUGGACAACAAUGGACAAACAAGCAAGUCACUCGGUGCCUUAUUGAAUCAAGAGGAGAUCUCCGAUACAAUCCAGAUGCUGUUGAUUGUCUAGUGCGCUCUGGCUUGGUCAACAUGCAACAGUAUGAUCUGCACCUUGCCCAAGCCAUGGAGAAUGGUCUUAAUUUCCCUGUGGUUGCAUUUGCUAUGCACCUUGUCCAGCUGUACCUAGUUGAUGAACGUCUCAACACCAACAUCACUGAGAGUGAUCUAGGGAACACCAUUGAAAUGUUAGCGCGGAUCGCACAACAUUCUCGCUCACCACCUGAAGGCCUUACUGCACUUAUUGAGCUACUUCGCACAACUCAUGAUCCCAAUUUCCUUGUGGAUAGAGCACCGGGGGGACCAACUGCUCACAUCCAUUCUGGUAUACUGCAAGUGACAUCUCGCGACUUUGAUGAUUUGGGAUACGUUGAAAAGACUGACUACCUGCUGAGGGAGUGGGUCUCACUCAUUCACUCUCCUAAUGGAAUCAGAGAGCCCACAAAAGCAUUUGGUACUUUUGUUCAGCAUUUGAAUGUGCAAGGUUUCUUGAAGACAGAUGAUGUGAUUACAAGAUUUUUCCGCAUCAGCACUCGACUAUGUGUUGACAUGUGCUGUCAAGCGCUCACUGAGCAAUCCAACUCUCCUACUGUAGUACGUACAAAGUGCUAUACCACUCUGGAUGCGUAUGUAAAACUUAUAGCUCUGCUUGUGAAACACUCAGGUGAUACUGCCAAUUCAGGCACAAAAAUUAACCUUCUGAACAAGGUCUUGGGAAUUGUUGCUGGUGUGCUAUUACAUGAUCAAGAUGCUCACACUAUAGAGUUCCAGCAACUACCCUAUCAACGCAUGUUUAUCAUGCUAUUUUUAGAGCUGAAUGCUCCUGAACCAAUUUUGGAAACUAUUAACUUCCAAGUGCUGACUGCUUUUUGUCACACACUCCAUAUCCUAUCUCCAUCCAAAGCUCCAGGCUUUUCUUAUGCAUGGCUGGAGAUUGUCUCACAUCGAGUAUUUUUGGGUAGAAUGCUUGCUCUUACUCCUCAGCAAAAGGGAUGGGGAAUGUAUUCUCAAUUGCUGAUGGACCUCUUCAAAUUUUUGGCUCCAUUCCUGAGGAAUGCUGAACUUGCCAAACCAGUAACCUUGCUGUACAAAGGCACAUUAAGACUGCUACUUGUACUGCUUCAUGACUUCCCAGAAUUUCUGUGUGAUUAUCAUUAUGGGUUCUGCGAUGUAAUUCCUCCUAAUUGCAUUCAGAUGCGCAAUUUGAUUUUGUCAGCCUUCCCAAGGAACAUGCGUCUUCCAGAUCCAUUCACCCCAAAUUUAAAAGUUGACAUGUUGCCAGAAAUAGCUCAUGCUCCUCGUGUCUUGACUAACUUCUCUUCUAUGAUCCAACCACCAGCUUUCAAAAAGGAUCUUGAUUCAUAUCUGAAAGCACGUGCUCCUGUUACCUUCCUGUCUGAGCUUCGUGGAAACCUACAAAUCUCUCAGGAACCUGGAAUGGCAUACAAUAUUCCUCUCAUGAAUGCUUUGGUUCUCUAUGUGGGCACUCAAGCUAUAAAUUACAUCCGAAGCAAAAGCCAUACCCCAAAUAUGACAACAAUUGCUCAUUCGGCUCACAUGGACAUCUUCCAAAAUCUAGCAGUUGAUCUGGAUACUGAAGGUCGAUACCUAUUCCUUAACGCCAUAGCUAAUCAGCUGCGCUACCCCAACAGUCAUACUCACUAUUUCAGUUGUACCCUACUGUACUUAUUUGCAGAGGCUAACUCAGAAGCAAUUCAGGAACAAAUAACAAGAGUCCUUCUGGAGCGUUUAAUUGUAAACCGCCCACAUCCUUGGGGUCUUCUUAUCACCUUUAUUGAGCUGAUCAAAAACCCAACCUACAAAUUCUGGCUUCAUGAAUUUGUCCACUGUGCCCCAGAAAUUGAGAAGCUUUUUGAGUCUGUGGCUCGAUCAUGCAUGGUGCAGAAACAAGUUCAACCUGUUCAGGAGAACGAAGUUCAAGAGUAAUUCAGCAAUUACUUCCUUCAUUCAAUGAAGUUCAUGUGUCAGUCUAUUUUCAGCAUAUUUUUUGUGCAUUCUGGAGAUCCGGUUUCUGUGGGAUCUCUUAGAUUGGAAGUUUAAUUGAAGUUGGUAAAGAAUGUGAUAUAUUCUCAGUACUUUUUUUUAAUAUUUCAAUGUGAUUAUACAGUUAGGUCUUCUGUGUGAAAGCAGUUGAUUGACUCCAGAAUUAUAAACCUCUCCUCUGAGCUUUAGUUAUUGUCAUUUCCUCUCUUACAUAUGCUAGCAGUUCCCUUUGGUAUCUGAAUCAACGGAACUUUUGGCGCAUGUGAUUGUUAUUCCCUCUUCAGUAGGGGGUUACAGGAGAUGAAAGAUAUUUUUUAAGCUCUCACUAUGUGCAUGAUGGUGUUUUCUAUUUUGUUUGUACCGAAGCUUUUACUUAAAAAUGUGUGUGAUAUAUAUAUAGCUGGUGGUAAAAUUUGCUUUAAAUUAAUGUUAUACAUACAUAAUCCUUUUAUCUUCUUGUUGUUGAGAGAGAAGAUUGAGAUUUAGCCUAAACUUGGCUGUCUCCAUAACUGCAUGAGACUUUAAUACUUGCUGCUGCUGUGCAGCAUCAUUUGUGUCCUGAAAUAAUUUACAUUAGAUUUGUAAGAUGAUUAUUCUUAUAUUGAUUAUUAUGAAUAUUAUUGUUAGUUCCAAGUUUAUGUUGGUCUGUAUAUAAUCUUUCCUAAACUUUCAGAGCCACAAUUUAGCAUGUAAUUGUAAUGGUCCUUAUGUUAUAUUGUGUAGUGUAUAUAGUAUGUAUACAUGUAUCUAUAUGGAAAACAUUCAAAUGACUACUUGUUUUGUAAUGUGAUUGUUUUGUCAUAAAAUUUGGUCCUGCA
Messenger RNA from Frankliniella occidentalis (western flower thrips), 8546 nucleotides. It is a transcript of the gene Not1, whose product is annotated as CCR4-NOT transcription complex subunit 1. The record is from RefSeq and is a predicted model, not a curated record. Gene Ontology annotation, biological process: nuclear-transcribed mRNA catabolic process, deadenylation-dependent decay. Lineage: Eukaryota; Metazoa; Arthropoda; Insecta; Thysanoptera; Thripidae. The coding region runs from base 280 to 7671 and encodes 2463 amino acids. The transcript is spliced from 21 exons. Gene Ontology annotation, cellular component: P-body; CCR4-NOT core complex. Gene Ontology annotation, molecular function: molecular adaptor activity.